Molecule: messenger RNA, 1345 nt
Organism: Cucurbita pepo subsp. pepo (vegetable marrow)
Lineage: Eukaryota; Viridiplantae; Streptophyta; Magnoliopsida; Cucurbitales; Cucurbitaceae
Product: Nucleic acid-binding, OB-fold-like protein
Molecular function (GO): tRNA binding
Source: RefSeq, a predicted model, not a curated record
GUACUCUUGUAAAAGAAGAGUCGUACUCUAAAGGGUAACAUAUUUUUGGUGCAGUACUCACAAGUGUGAACCACAGGCUCUGACCAUGGCGUCUCUCCCAACGGCAGCUGCAAUCGCUAAUGUUACAAAAACUGCCACCAAUGCCCGUUUGCUCUUCUUCUCCUCUUCCUUCUCUUCUUCACUCUCCCAUAAAUUCGCCCAUUCUCGCCCUUUCUUUGCUCUACGCCCAUAUCUUCAUAAGGAUAAGGUCCCCUCCAUUCAACAAACCAGAGGAACAAUCUCGAGAAGUGGUGCGCGGUUUCCAUUCUCAUUUUGCACUGCCUCAUCGACUGAGCCUGCCACUAGCGACGCCCCCAUUGCAUCGUCUUCAUCAUCGUCGGAUAAGGACGAUGGUAAUGACAACGAUGAUCCGGAAAAGAAGAUCAAGGAUGCGGCCGACAUGCUCGAUAUUAGGGUUGGCCGAAUCAUUAAGGCUUGGAGACAUCAGGAGGCUGAUUCUCUUUAUGUAGAAGAGGUUGAUGUUGGUGAACCCGAGCCGAGGCUUAUUUGCAGUGGCCUUGUUAAAUAUAUCCCUCUCGAUCAACUUCUGGAUAGAAGAGUUGUUGUCCUCGCAAAUUUGAAGCCAAGAAAUAUGCGGGGCAUCAAGUCAUCUGGAAUGCUAAUGGCUGCUUCUGAUUCAUUGCACGAGAACGUUGAGCUUCUUUUGCCCCCUGAAGACUCUAUUCCAGGUGAAAGAAUAUGGUUUGGAUCUGAAGAUGACAAAGAAAAACAACCCGAUGCUGCUACGGCCAACCAGAUUCAGAAGAAGAAAAUAUGGGAAAUGGUGCAGCCUCAUCUGAAGACAGAUGCUUCUUGCACUGCUGUGUUGGGUCCCCAUCCGAUGCGGACCUCCGCCGGCCUGGUCACCGCUACCUCCCUAAAACACGCAAACAUCUCUUGACUCUAUCACUUCCAUUCAUCUCUGGUAAGAUUACAUUAGUACUAUUGUUUUAUUUCGAUGUUUCGUGCUUUGGGACAAGUACUUGAAAAGAGUGCUUUCGGCUCUUUUGUAGUUGUGUUUGAUGGUAAUAAAACCAUACCAUCUUUCUCAUGUUAUUCUUUUUUGAAAACUGGGCUUGUUUCAAGGCCUAGCCAGCAAUAUUUAUUUUCACCCAAAGAUUUGAUCACACGAGCACUGAGUAGACGUUACUAAGAGCUUUGCAAGUCUUAGCCAGCAAUAUUUAUGUAACGUUAUUGGAUUAAAGAUAGAUAAGAAAUCAAGCAUUUGUAUAAUGGGAGAAGGUAUCCUACCCUUUUGUUUUUCUUUGUAAUACAACCCUUUUCAGGCUUUAAACAUUUUGCUUAA